AGGCUUGCCCUUCCCUCGCAGCAAUAGCUUCCAGCGUACUUGCUUCAGUGAUGAACUUAAUUUUUAAUGCUGAAGCUCCUAAGAACCUGCCCAUGUGGUUUCUUGUGUGUCCGUCAGCGCAACGCAGCUGCCAUUUCCAGUAUCCACCCCGCGCCGGCGCCGCGCUCCUCCCCCGCUCGAACUGCUCGUCUACUAGCGGCGCCGCCCUCUCGCUCCCGGACACAACGAGCUCCGGCGGCCCCGGAAGAAGACCGAGGACUCCGAGGGGAGUGGAAGCCAGGGGCAGGGCCUGGCUGCGGGAGCCGGGGGACGACGGUCGGCGCUGACUUGCGCCGGAUAUCACAGGGCGCGCCACCUGUUCGACGGAAUGCACAAGAAGACAGCGGCGAGCGGCAAGUGUCACUUCGGCGACCUCACCGACGACCUCCUCCGGCACGUGCUGUCCUUUCUGCCUGCGGCUGAUGCUCUGCAGACUUGCGUGCUCGACACCCGAUGAUGAUAAUGAAGAAGAUGAUGAUAAUGACAUUGAGUAUGACCCACUAGUACUCGAUGUGCCUCUCAUCUCCCAGCACUUGAAGAUCCUACACCUUAAUCGGGUUGACCUAAAACGCUCCACUCUGAAUUUCUCGCGCUGCUCGGUAUUGGAGGAACUAGAGAUGCAAGAUUGCUACAUUGAUGCACGCAGGAUAUCUUCCAAAUCGCUAAAGCGUCUCUGCAUUACCGACUUUUGUUCCUUCCCUACGAAGUUUCACAUUCGGAUAUUUGCUCCGGGUCUUAUCUCACUGCAACUUGAUAAUUUUGAUGGCUUGACCCCUUCCCUUGAAUACAUGCCAUCUCUAGAAACAGCUUACAUUUGGCUUGACAAUGAUUGCUAUCAUUUGUGUCGUGGUAGCUGGCAGGACUAUGACCUUGAUGACUGCAGUUGUCAUGCUUAUCCCGUUGAUGAGGGUGUGCUUCUCCAUGGUUUGUCCAAUGCUGUUAAUUUGGAGUUGAUAGCUGAUAUUUACACUGACAUGUUUAUCUACAGCUGGGAUUUAAAAUACUGCCCAGUAUUUGACAAACUAGAGACCCUAUUAAUCAAUGAGUGGUUUACGACUAUUGACCUACUGUGCAUUCUCCAACACUCACCAAUUCUUGAGACGCUCACUCUUCAGCUUGGUGACACUAAGGAACUUGUUAGAGCAACGGGAGCACAAGAAAAGAUCGAACAAUCAUUUUUGUGCUCGAACCUUAAGGUUGUCAACAUUGAAUGUACAAAGGUUGAUGAGGGAGUUCACAAGAUUUUGAAGAUCUUGAGUACAUGUGGCAUACUUCGUGAUCAAAUUAGCAUCACGGAGCAAUGGCCUUACUCAGACCGUUUCAGUUUCCAGAAGCCUUUGCCGCUGCUUCCAUCUACUGCAGCAUUAGUUGCAGUUUCCACCAGCGACGACAUCUGAGAGCUGAGAUGCAAUGCGUGCUUGCGUGUGAUGUUGGUCUAAAGCCUUUUGUGGCUCUCUGAAUAAGAAUGCGAUGGUGGUCCUGGUGGCUGUUAUCGCCACUUUUAGUUUCUAGCUUUCUAUCUUUCGGUGAUGUGCUAGAAAAUGGUUUGUUGGCUGUGUGGUGCAACUCAGCAAAAUGUUUUGCAGUUCGUUGAAGUCGUAAGAGCAACUCCAAUGGGGCGACCCAUUUCGUGCGCCCGCGUCUGUUUGGGUUGGCGCGAACAAAAGUGGCGGCCCAACGCGCCGACCCAAACUCAAAUUGUGUCCGCCCGGCGUC
Messenger RNA from Triticum aestivum (bread wheat), 1755 nucleotides. RefSeq lists its product as uncharacterized. The coding region runs from base 462 to 1436 and encodes 324 amino acids. The transcript is spliced from 5 exons. NCBI's taxonomy places the organism in Eukaryota, Viridiplantae, Streptophyta, Magnoliopsida, Poales, Poaceae. The record is from RefSeq and is a predicted model, not a curated record.